This is a messenger RNA of Cladophialophora yegresii CBS 114405, 2745 nucleotides long. Its product is annotated as serine/threonine protein kinase. Gene Ontology annotation, molecular function: protein kinase activity; ATP binding. The transcript has a single exon. Gene Ontology annotation, biological process: protein phosphorylation. Lineage: Eukaryota; Fungi; Ascomycota; Eurotiomycetes; Chaetothyriales; Herpotrichiellaceae. The coding region runs from base 1 to 2745 and encodes 914 amino acids. The record is from RefSeq and is a predicted model, not a curated record.
AUGUCGUUGUGGACAGAUGAGCGUGUUGACGAGACCGUCACCUCCGCAUACGUGCAUUCCCAUCUCCGACCAAACGAGCAGGAACUUCUUCAGCGGCAGUUGUAUUUUGGAGGCGACUUGACUGACGAUACCUACUUGGAUUGGAUCUUGACAAGAGCCAAACGAUUCUUCCUCAUCCUCGUCGCCACCGGGGUCCCGGAUCAGAUAUUUGGCGUUAUUGAUGACUCGUAUGACGAUGAAGACCUCCCUGUCAUCGAGGAGGCUGUUCCCGAUCUGCGGUUGUCCUAUGAGCCCGACCGAGCUCUAGACAAACGGUUUUAUAAGAAUCAGUUCAAGUUUCUCACACGCAUCGUGGGCGAAGGAGAGCACAUCCGCUACGCCGACGAGGAGACCGUCCCGGUCGUCCCUCUCAACCUGAAAUCCGUGGUUCUCUCCCUCGCCCACGAUGGGGUCGACCGAGUUCGCCUCCCUACUGCCAAUCAGAAGAUCUUCGUUCGCAGGCGCAUCAAGCUUGAGGCUCCUCUAACCGAGGAUGAGAUGUUGAACGAGAUUGCAGCCAGCAGAAGGCUGUGCCACGAGCAUAUAGUGUCGAUUUUCGGCUCAUACCUAUAUCAAGGCAGUUUCAACGUGCUUUCACUCCCCGCCCCGGAAUGGAGUCUCAAGGCAUUCCUGACUGAUUCUCCGAAGAGUUUUGCUGCGUUGGCAAAGCAACAGCGGCGACGGAUUUUGAUCAAUUGGCCCCACUGUCUGUCUAACGCACUGGCCUGGUUACACAGCAACGACGAGUUUCACGGAGCUAUUCGGCCGUCCAAUAUCCAGAUCGAUGAGUCUUUCCGCAUAUCGUUGGGUUUGCUCGACGGUGAAGGCUUGCUCCGUGACAAGGCGAAGCCGGACGAUAUCGAAGCAUAUCAGUAUGGCCCGCCCGAGAGAUGGAAGAGGGCAGUCACUAUCCAAAGCACCGGUUCUGCAGCUGUUGCACUCCCGUCAGGCGGCCGAUCGGGGCGGAGGGCCGACGGAAAUGGCAGAUUGAACACCACAGACAGCAACAACCCAGCUAGAAGCAGGUCAGCGUCUUCAGCGGCAACGUAUACAUUCCAGCCGACGUCGAGAGGAGAUUAUGCCCGAUUGCGCCUCAGCUCCGCAUUGCCUUCGGACACCCCACCGCAGCCCAUUGCUCGCGGGCGUGACGUCUUGUCCCCAACCGACAACAAAUCCAUCUCAAGUUCAGGUACAACCCGCCGCGUCUUCGACCCUUCGGUGCCAGGAAGGGCGCCCUCGAUCCUCUCCUCGACAAGCUCAAACGGCAAGAAAAGCGGUCCACCAGUCAAGAGUCCUAUGUUUGUCUCGGCCCCAGAAGGCCGGAGUGCAGUGGUUCAGACUUGGCAAUCGGUGGAACAGGACAUGUUCGCGUCGGACAUCUUCUCCCUCGGCGCAGUGAGCCUCGACAUUUUGACCCUACUCUGCAAGCGUAGCUACAGUUCGUUCCAGAGACACCGAUCUUCAAAGAACAGAAUGGCCGGCCGUGGUGGUGGUCUCGCGGAUGCGAGUUUUCACGCAAACCUGGGGCAAGUCUUUCUAUGGGCUCAGUCGCUUCAAAAGGAUGCUGAAAAGAAAGCCAAGAAGGACGAGGGCCAGGUGUACCAUGCUGUUGGCCCGGUCGUGCAGCUGACUCUGCAGUGCCUCGAGCGAGAUCCGGCCGCUCGUCUCUCCAGCGAGCAAUUGGAGAGGAAAAUUGGCGAACAUAUACAGCGCUUUGCUGGCCUGGAGCGACUCCACUGUGUAGGCGAACACAGACAAGAGAGCAACCGAAAGGACGUCAACAUUCCCAUCAGGGAUAAAAAUGUCUCCCAUCGCGAAUUGACGAGGCACCGGUCCGAUGACCCACGCCGUCAGCCUCCACAGGACCUAUACACAGAACAUCCAGAGCCGCAGCCUCAGCAGCAACGCUUUCUCCACGACGGCCCGAUCGUCCAGUCCCCGACCCUGCACACAUCUCCAAGCGUCUCGACGACGCCCGCGACGACAUCCGUGAGCUCACUGUUAUCCUUCAAUUUCGACGGCCUCUCCGAUACUGUCGUCGCAGAAAGUCCUCGAUCUCGCGAGCAAUCGAUGCGGCGAACCGGCACCCGCGGGGAGCUCACCACCCCGGAGCACCAUCAAAUCCCUUGGUCGAAUGAACAAGACACGCCCAGACAGAAGUACUGGAACAACUGGCACAACAACGACAGCCAGGUCGACCCGAGGCUAUCUUUUGGUGAAUCGGUCGACACCGGCGCAUUCACCUACCUCAACUACAGCACCAGCGCGUCGUCAGAUGAAGGAUUCAAACACUUUCCUCGGCCACCAGCUGAGCAACCUCCGAAGCCGCCUCCGAAUCGAAGACUGCCUCCAGUGCCUCCUAUCCCGAUGAAGGUGCAGUCAGAAAGGCAUAUCAACGCAGUGCCUCCUUUCCCGGUCAAAGUGCAGUCAGCAAAGCCAAAUCAGCGAGUUCCGCGAAUGAAGACAUCAAACAACGAUGUUGCCGUGCUGAAUCAUAUUUCUCAAGCCGCCCUUGGAGGCCGGCCCCUUCGAGUCGAUAGUCUGCCAAAGACGCUGGAAUUUGACGCGGCGGACGACUAUCACGAGACGAUCCGCCAGACGAGACGUCUACAUACGGCCAAGUCAUCUUCACGCAGCCGGUCUCAGCAGGAUCAGUACCUCUUACACCACGUAGACGACAAGCGUGAGCGUAGGCUCGAGCUGUGA